GCGUACUCCACUACCUUACUUGUACUUGCUCUAGGCAAUUUCGUUUCGUGAAAUGUGACAGUGCAUUGUAAAAUAGAGCGUGCAAACUCGCUCAUGAUCUGUAGAAUAUAUCAGCUCGAACAUAUAUUUUUGAACUACAAUCCCAAAAUGCUACUGGUUGCGCGUUACGCGCCUAUUCCUUUCGAAAGACGAAAAGUGUUUGUUGCAUUGCACCAGUACUCAAGCCCGAACUAAACCAUUUAAAUGCACGAGAGCCAGCGCAUCUGUUCCUCUCAAAUCGGGGGCGACUAGCACCGGAGCGAGUAGCUCUAGUGUUUUAAAAUCUUGACAGAAAUACAACUUAAAAGCCCAACCCAAAAAGUCGAAGUGCCUAGAGAGUACUGAGAGUGCACGAAGUGAACAAGCUGAACCAAGCUAUACAGGAAAAAUUAUAGAAACUCAAACAAGAUGAAAUGCGGCGUUUGAGUUUUAAUCCAUUUUGAUACUUAAUUAACUUGUCCCCACCUCAACUCAUUUUAAAAUAAAAUUCUAGUUUUCUCUUGCAAAAAUGAAAAAAAUGUGCAAUUAUUGGAUCUUAACCAGGGUUGAAAACGGUACUGUCCUUGUCCUGACAUCACGUGCUCACAUGAUUCAUAUUUAUUAGUCACAUGUCACUUGUUUUGACUUAAACAAAUAUUUGUUGUUUUUGUGAAAAAUCAAAACAAACUAUUCUUUUGUUAAAUGCAUUUAAUUUAAAAUUUAUCCUAAAGAAUGGCACUCACGAAUAUUUUAUUGCUUAGUCAAAUUGCUGGCUACGUUAUUGCCCUGGUCCUGUCGCUAUGCAUUAUUGUGCCUAUGAGCUUGCAACAAGAUGAUUUUAAGGGCCAUUGUCUCUUAUUUUCUACUGGCGAAUGGCAGGAAACAGAUGGACAACUAGCAGUACAUUGGGCUUCGCAGGGCUAUUGUAAUUACACAAUAUUUGUUGGAGUUAUGCUGGGUCUCGUUGCUAUUAUUCAAAUUUACAGAUUAUCAAUUUUUCUUUACAAGGGUAUCGAUAGCAGCUUCUUGUCAGCUUUUAUCGAUGUAGUUUCGGGUAUAUUUUUGAGCGCAGGCACUAUUAUUGCAGCUUGUAUGAUUACUUUUGGUUUCAUGGCAUGGUGUGAAAAUAUGACUCAAAGAUUUCCUUCAUGUGAAAUGGCUGCUGGUCAAGACAUAGACAGAAAGGACAAAAUCAACACAAAGAAUUUUUAUAUAGAAUUGGGCACUGCACAGUUUGGUGUUUGGGGCUCUUUUGCCAUUUGGGUAGGCUUAACGGUUUGCGCUAUUAUUAAAUUGUUGCGAUACCAUCAACUGGAAAAUAUUAGGGUAUCUAUGUAUAGAGAAAGGCAAAGACUUAUCAAUGAAAAUGCAGAUUCACCAGGUAGUUCUUUAGGUCGCGAAUCAACAACCACACAAUCAACGGCUACUGCGGAGUGAUUAGCUCGAAGAAUACUGCAUUAUCCUUAUGUAAUCAUUUAUGCGAUAAUCCAUAUAACCUUGUUUUUACAUCAUACUGUAUACAGGUUAAUUAAUAUCUUUUAAAUAGAUUAGGUAAAGCAUACUAUACAUAAUUAUUAUGUUAAAAAAGGCAAUGAAAAAGAUUGCCAAUUAUUUUAAAAAAUUACUUAAAUAUUGAAAAAUAGUUGAGCUUUGCUUAAUGGUGCUACAAACAAUGUAGAAAAAUUCCUAACAAUUUUUAAUAAGAACCUUUUGCAUUGCUACAUGGGCUAUUCAAUUGUGAUUUCAAUUUGGAAGCAGGAUAAUCUAAAUUGAAAAUAUAUAUCUUCGUCUUGAAAUUAAAUAACCAAUACUAGUUUUGGUAUGCUGAUUAUUGUGAUAUCUACAUUAUAUUAUAUUAAACUAAAUCAUUGGAAAUGAUUAAAUAAAACAUUUUUGUUGAUAAUUUUAUAUUUAUAGAGCUUGUAUUUUCAACUUAUAUAGAUUUUGGAGAUUAUUGUUUCUCAAUUUUAACUCUUUACAUUUUACGUUAAUGUUUUUAGGUAAUAUUGAUUGAAUAAACCAGUAUAGUUCCA
Messenger RNA from Ceutorhynchus assimilis (cabbage seed weevil), 2051 nucleotides. Lineage: Eukaryota; Metazoa; Arthropoda; Insecta; Coleoptera; Curculionidae. The record is from the annotation of a GenBank genome assembly.